CAGCAGAGCUCGCUGCCGCGGCGAACGCACACAAUGCAACACCUCGCCCUCCUCCGUCCGCUCAUCCAUCCCUCUCCCCUUCCGGCCGCGAGUCCCCUCGCUGCGCGAUGCCGCGGCGGCCGGGGCCGAGGCCGAGGCCGAGGCGUCCGCUGGAGAUGCGCGACGGGGGGAGGCGCGGGCGGCGGCGAGGUUGAGGAGGGGGAGGGGGAGGGGAAGCGGGAGGCGGCGGCGUGGCUGAGCUCGGCGGUGGGGGAGAAGGUGGACGAGCUGCUGCUGCGCGAGGAGAACCGCGCGCUGGUGGAAGGGGUCGAGGCCGCCGAGCGGCGGGUGGAGCGGGCGCGCGCCGCGCUCGCCGACAUCGAGCGCCAGGAGGCCGCCGCCCGCCUCGCCAGCGAGGAGGUCCGCCGCCUCGAGAGGCGCCGCGACGAGAUCACAGAGUCCCAACGUGAAUUGCUACAAGCAAGAGAAAUGAUUGAUGAAGCACAACGUUCCUUGUCUUCUAGUCUUGAGGAUCAAAGCUUUGGAGAUGUACCAAGUGGAGAUAUUGAUGAAGAUAGUGAAAGACUGGAAUCUGUAAAAGCUGCAGCAGUUUCCUCUGUAGUUGGUGUUCUAGCUAGUUUACCCAUAUCUUUUUAUGAAGCCCAUGAUUUUCCACAAUUAUUUGUUCAGUUGUCAGUUAUUUUCAUAAGUUGUGCUUUGUUUGGAGUAACAUUCCGGUAUGCCAUUAGGAGAGAUCUGGACAAUGUCCAACUAAAAACAGGGGCUGCUGCUGCAUUUGCUUUUGUAAGAGGCCUUGCUAUGGUGGAAUCUGGGAGGCCCUUUGAGCUGAGCACUGAUGCCUUAAUAUCACUUGCCCUUGAUGGUGCAGUUAGUGUGGUUGAGAACAUUUUGACAUUUCUACCUGCUGCAAUUGCACUGGACUAUUGUUUUAAGAUGAGAUUUUUGAGUCCAUUUCCUACAAGAAAACAGUAGUUCCUGCAAAUAAUCUGAAUUUUUUAUUUCCACUUGAAUCAAUGCUUUGGGCUAUCUGUUUCAUAUCAGCUUUUGGUGAAAUGCUGCAAUCUGCGUAAACUGAUAUGUGCUUCAUCAGUCCUUGCCCUUAUGCAAAGAGAAUUCUUUACUCUCCAUGAC
Oryza sativa Japonica Group (Japanese rice) is the source of this 1131-nucleotide messenger RNA. RefSeq lists its product as uncharacterized. The record is from RefSeq and is a predicted model, not a curated record. Lineage: Eukaryota; Viridiplantae; Streptophyta; Magnoliopsida; Poales; Poaceae.